Molecule: messenger RNA, 4929 nt
Organism: Tyto alba (common barn owl)
Lineage: Eukaryota; Metazoa; Chordata; Aves; Strigiformes; Tytonidae
Gene: CACNG4
Product: calcium voltage-gated channel auxiliary subunit gamma 4
Exons: 4
Coding region: 108-1094 (328 amino acids)
Biological process (GO): postsynaptic neurotransmitter receptor diffusion trapping; neurotransmitter receptor transport, postsynaptic endosome to lysosome; calcium ion transmembrane transport
Cellular component (GO): postsynaptic density membrane; voltage-gated calcium channel complex; AMPA glutamate receptor complex
Molecular function (GO): voltage-gated calcium channel activity; channel regulator activity
Source: RefSeq, a predicted model, not a curated record
CGCCUCCCCCCCCCGCCCCGUGACUCGGCUGCUCCCGCGGGCGGCGGCGGCGGCUGCCGGGCGGUGUCGUGCGGCCCCCCGCGCCCGUGCGGGGACUAUGAAGCACCAUGGUGUGGUGUGACCGUGGCGUCCAGAUGCUGCUGACCACGGUGGGCGCUUUCGCCGCCUUCAGCCUCAUGGCCAUCGCCAUCGGCACCGACUACUGGCUCUACUCCAGCGCCCACAUCUGCAACGGCACCAACAUCACGGCGGACGAGGCGCAGGGGCCGCCGCGGAGGGCGCGGGGCGAUCUCACGCACUCGGGGCUCUGGAGGAUCUGCUGCCUCGAAGGAAUCUACAAAGGACAUUGCUUCCGAAUCAACCACUUCCCUGAAGACAAUGACUAUGACCAUGACAGCUCGGAAUACCUUCUCCGUAUUGUCCGUGCCUCCAGUGUGUUCCCCAUUCUAAGCACAAUAUUGCUGUUGCUGGGAGGACUCUGUGUCGGAGCAGGAAGGAUUUACAACAGCAAAAACAACAUUAUUCUCAGUGCUGGGAUUCUCUUUGUUGCAGCAGGACUAAGUAAUAUCAUAGGGAUCAUUGUCUACAUAUCAAGCAAUGCAGGUGACCCAAGUGACAAGCGAGAUGAGGACAAAAAGAACCAUUACAACUAUGGUUGGUCUUUUUAUUUUGGAGCCUUGUCUUUUAUUGUGGCCGAAACCAUAGGUGUUCUGGCUGUGAACAUUUAUAUUGAGAAGAACAAAGAGCUGAGGUUUAAGACCAAGAGGGAAUUCCUUAAGACUUCUUCCAGUUCUCCUUAUGCCAGGAUGCCAAGUUAUAGGUACAGGAGGCGGAGGUCCAGAUCCAGCUCUCGAUCUACAGAGCCUUCUCCAUCUAGAGACAUUUCUCCGGUUGGCAUGAAGAUAGCAAGCACCAUUCCCAUGAAUGAAAUUUCCAUGUACACUCUUUCCAGAGAGCCUUUGAAGGUUACAACAGCUGCCAGCUACAACGCAGACCAAGAAGCCAGUUUUCUGCAGGUUCACAACUUCCUUCAGAAGGAAUUUAAGGAAGGACUCCAUGUCAACAUGGUCAACAGGAGAACGACACCUGUUUGAAGCACCUUCCUUCCUCGCGCUUUUUGAAGAAAUAUUGAAACAGAAUGGAUCUGUCGUGAAAGAGAAGGAGUGAUGUUAAAAUACCCUCUCACCUCUUUAAUUGUGGCAUGUGUUGAGGUAGCAAGUGGAGAUCCUCUGGACCAACAUAAAGAUAUCACACACUCGUAGCUUUUUUGGAAGCUAUUAAGAGUUUGUUUCUUUCAGUUCUUGGUGUCACAAGAUGAAGGCAGUUCAUGUUCCUGCACUUUUGUAGUGUGUACAAAGUCUUGGAGAAACUGCAGAUGACUUGCCACCAGUGUGUUUUACAGGAUUACAGAAAAAUUGUUGUACGAUGUUUUUUUUUCUAAUAUUGAGAUCCCUUAAUACGAACUUGCAGAUAUAAUUUAUAACGAAGCCCAAGGAUGAAUAUGAACGACUCAUCAAGUGAGCCACUUUCCUUUGACGCAGCAUAAGCUUUGCCUCUUUCAAAAAAAAAAAAAAAAAAAAAAAAAAAAAACAGAAAAAAAGAAAAAGGAAAAAAAGAAAAUAUUUUUGAAGGCAACACUUUCUAAAACUGACCUGUGGCACUGAAACCGUAGAACACCUGCGUACGGAGCAUUACAGACUCCCUGAUGGGGUGGUAAGGGGGUCUCCCAUUUCUGGGUGUAAGGCACCCCUCGGGGCAAUGCAGGUGCGGGAGAAGAGGGUGAGUGCAUCUUGAAACACCUAGAAAGGGAAGGAUUAAAGUAGGUGGGACUUGAACAUAUUUGCAGAUAUCAUUUCUUGCCUAACAUUUAGAAAACUUGAAUUCUCAUUUCGACUAGCCCUAGUGCCUGAUCCGGCAAGGUGCUGAGUGCUGUCUGUCAGGAGCCCCUAUAGACUACCUGUAGCGAGAGCGAGAAACAGCUGAGCCGGGGUGGCCCGCGCAGGCGAAGCCGCCAGUUCCCUGCGACUGCAUUCCUGUUUUCCUUACUGCUUCACAAGUGCAACACUAACGCUACUGGAAACUAAGAUAUCUCAGCAAUGUGCAUAAGAAAAUGAGAAGCUAAUACAUUUGGACUCGCAAAACUUCCUGCAGCAAUGGGAACUGAGUGUUAACAGAAUGGAUGACAACUUUGUAUUUUUUAAAAUAGAACAAAAAUAAUCACCGUUUAUGAGAUAUUUAUUAAACUCUUUUUAUUAUGAAUAAGUGCCGCAUGGUGCAAGGUAUAGUUGCUUUUAGAUGGAAAUUAUGGUUCGACCUAAUUUAAUUUAUUUUGUAAUGAUGAAUCUACUUACGUGCAAAGAGCCCACAGAAAACUCUAUGCAUCACCUAAAGGGGGGACAAAUUUGUACCCUUUGCUUCUGUAUGUUUCUAAAAAAGUCUGAAAUAUUUCUUUCUUUUAAAUUUCUGCUUUCAUUUUUUACACUUAGGCUUGGAAUCUUAAAGCUCGAGGGCCUGACUCAAAGAUAAUUUAAUUUCGUAAUACCGAUCUUGAUUUUACUGACCACUCGACCAAGCCAUAGGGGAAUGAGGUGCCCCAUUCCCCUUGGAUGAAUUAGGUGCAGUGAGAGAGGAGCAUCUAGUUCCUGUAGAUUCCUUUAAAUAUACCUAUCAUCUUUGCCCGGAAAAUCUUUGCUACUUGAAGACUAGAGAAGUGGUGACAAGAAAAAAAUUAUGAUUUGGAAAGCUUGGCUCACUGAUGGUGGGAGACCUCAGCCAAACUGCUAAAAACCUCUUUAGUCUUAAUUUGUCCUGCAAUGGCCGCAGCAUCAGUGACUCGGUGGUGUUUUGGAUAUGAGGCUUUCAGCUAGUGGAACCAACUCCUCCAGGGAAAUCCCAGAGGAGCUGCCUUAACAUCCCAAAAAGCAAGUUGAACCCCCCUCUCUCCCCAGGUAAACUCUGCUUAAGCCUCUCUCCUUGCAAAAACCAAGACGCAGUUCUCAAUUUUAAGUGAAAGUCUUCCCCUAAUUGCUGUUAAGCUCUGCCUAGCCCUCAGCCUGGCAGAGCGAUAUCAUUAUUUUGGCAGACGUGGGUUGCAGCCUUCAUCCCUGCUUAUUUAGAGUUUCCAUUCAGGUUAAAACUCUGCUGGGAUCCUUUUUCAAACCUCUGAACUCUGAGAGCUAAAGCAAAUGGAGCGAUGGGAACGAUUUUAAAGUAGAAAAUGUGCUACUUUCUGUAUCAACACACUAUGGAGAAAGAUGUUACACAAGCUUUUUAAAAAAAUUCAAACAGAGGCAGACAAGAAAACUUUUUUACCUACUUUUCGGCUAGGACAACAUAAAAGAGUUCUAAAAUUAUUAAAGUUCUUGAUGAAAGGUUUUUUUUACAAGAAUCUUUAUGCUUUCAAACAAUAAAUUAUUUCCUACUUUUUGAGACUUCGUAAUAUUAAAAUACUUUGAUUAGCUAUGAUAGAAGUAGAAGUUUGCAAUGAAAAAAAAACCUUCUGUCUCAUUAGUGUGUCAUACUAAGUGCUAAUUAAUUUACAUCUAAUUAUAGUCAAUGUAUUUUUCAAGUGCAAUUUCCCAGAACUAUUUGUUUCCCACUGUGUUAAUAAACUAAUAGUUAGAAAUAAGUCCUCAUCCGUGUUUACUGUAAUUAAGAUUAAAACCAUUCCCUUUAAAACCAGGAGUUAGAUAUAGGCUGUUUUUCUAAACUCAUGUACAUUGAACUGGAAGUUGACAGUGUGAGGUUUGCUCUGCGCGUUGGUUUUGUUCAUUUAAUUGUCAUUAUCCAGUGAAUGUGUUUAAAACCAACCAUCUAAUUCCAGCCAAAGUCCAAGGCUUUUCUACAGCCCAGGUCAGACCUGCAGAGGCACGUGCAGCAUUUUUACACCACUUUGGCAAAAAAAAGUCUUGCCGAGCAUUUCUGGAUGUUCCUCUUUGCCAGAGCCUCCUCCUCCCAAGCAGGGCUGCUUUCAGCAGCUCUUCGAGCACCGUGCCCAGCUUUGGUCCAAGCCGGAGCAUCUCCUCCUUCUCCAGCAAGCACUUUUGAAAAAUGGAGCUAGAGUGGGGAAAUAUUCACAGGAUGCUCUUGGGAUACGGAGUCUGGUCAGGGAACAAAGGCACGGGGAGAUAACAGGGACCAGAGCUUUCAUCCUGUGGCAGAAUGGGGUCUGUAAUUUAAAACUCAUGGUCUACGUCAAAUUGCAGCGCAGUCAUUUGUUCAACCAAAGCAAAAAUAAUGUUGUUUCAUUUGACAAUUCUAAAAAAUCCUCCAAAAAUCAGUCUUUUCCUGGGGAAAAAAUUAAUUCUGACAAAAAAGUUUGCAGCAUUCCUGCCCAUGAACAAUGUCUCGCUCUAUGGCUGAUCUAUCUGGAAAGAUGUAGAUUGUGCUUGGACUUUGAAACCACUCAGUAAUAAGUUAAAAAAAAAAAAAAAAAAAAAUCAUCUCCUCUUCCACAUCUCUCUGGUUUCCCUGGACAACACUGAACACAAAUUAGCCCCCAUUUCUCAACAAGGCCUGCAGAUACCAUCAUCAUACCAUUAACAAUCAUAGGUCUUUUGAUAUUACCCUAUAACAUUCUGUAACAGCAGACCUAAAAACAAAAUGCAAUUGGAUCAGAUUGGAUUUUCCAAGAAACAAAGUUUCAGGUAUAUUGACAGCUCUCUCUUCCUAGUUUCUCAUAGAGAAUAAGAGUAAAAGGAGAAAUCACUUCAUAUGCCCGUACAUCUAACAAUAUACUAUUUUUAUAUUUCCUUUUCUUUCUGUAUGGAUCACAUAUCCGCAAGGGCUAAUAUAUCAUGUCCCUUGAGGUUACAUUUCUGUCUGCAGUUCUAAAGUGUUAUUUCCACUGUGCUUCAGUUCUACUGGUAUAAUCACAACCAUGUAUAAUGUACUUAAUCCUUACUUUUUAAAUAAACCAUUUUAAAUGUA